Molecule: messenger RNA, 899 nt
Organism: Neltuma alba
Lineage: Eukaryota; Viridiplantae; Streptophyta; Magnoliopsida; Fabales; Fabaceae
Product: FCS-Like Zinc finger 1
Exons: 4
Coding region: 49-528 (159 amino acids)
Source: RefSeq, a predicted model, not a curated record
UAAGGUAUUUUUUGAUUGUCACAUGUUGUUGGAAUUCCUUCUACGUUCAUGGAGUCUACCAAAAGACCUCCUUUCUUGGAAGAGGACCAUGAUUUGGCUUCCGCUUCAGACAUGGAAGCUGGGUAUUCUGGGUAUCAUAGUCACUACCAUUAUUACCAACACAUCCUUGUAUCAAGGUCCAUGGGUUAUGCCACCUCCUUCUAUAGAACAGGCAAGGUUUGUUCCCCAAGAUCUGGGAGGUUCUACGACUCCAGAUUUGAAGAUCACCAACCCUAUUUCCUUCAGGCUUGUUUUCUCUGCAAGAAGCCCCUGGGGGACAAUAGAGAUAUCUUCAUGUACAGAGGGGACAUACCUUUUUGUAGUGAAGAGUGCAGGCAAGAGCAAAUAGAGUCAGAUGAAGCGAAGGAGAAGCAUAGAAACCUUUCUUCAUCCAUGGAGGCUUUGAGGAAGAAGGAUCAAAAUAGAUCUACCUCCCCUAACAAGGCUCAGGAUUACCCCUUUCGUACAGGCACAGUAGCUGCCGCUUAGUGAUAAAGAAAACUAAUCUAAAGAGUGUAAACAACAUAAGAGUGUCUACUGCAAGGUAGCGGAAGGUGAAGAGGAAGAAGGGGCAGAGCGAAGAGCCUCGCACUAAAAGAGUUCCUCGUCUGCUUUCUUUCCCAGAGGAACAAGGGUCACGAAGAGAAGAGAGAGAUCAUAUUGGGAUUUUCUUUUAGGUGUAAAUGGUAUACAUACCGAUAACGAGUUGUGUGUUCUCAGGGGGAUCCUAUCUGCGAAAUUGCUCUGUUUGCUUUUUAAUUUCGUCUCUGGUUUUCUUCUUCCUUGUGGUUGUGCCAAAUAGUUUUAUAGUUUUAACUAAGAAACUGAAUAUCAAUACAAAGUAAAUUUCGUUAUCUUCC